AUGCUCCGCACCGCACAGCCCACAUCUGGGGCCGCGGCCGCGGCCCCGGUACCAACCGAGCAGCCACGCGGCAGGAGCAGAGCAGCGCCAGCAUUAGCAGCAGACUUGCGCACUGACGCCACGUUGAUCAAACGCACCACAGCCGCGCUCGUCAGGCACCAUCAGCAUCACGAAGGAGCAGCAGGAGGAGGGCCUCGUAAUCACCGCAGCGACAACAAUCACCUGUCCGGCGGCGGCCGCCGCCGUGACUGGGCCGAGUCUAGUGAUAACCGUCAGCAUCACCCUCUACGUCGCCCAAAUGCGCCCACCACCACCGCCAUCUACCCUUUCCUUGCCGGCCUUGCGGCUUACCACCUACCGCGUGACGACGACGGCGGUGCUUCCAAGGGUCUCCGCCUCGCGCAGCGCCUCUUCCGCACCUGCCUAUCACUCCUCCCGCUGCCGGGAGGGGAAGGUGUUGGUGGAACGCCGGGAGAGGAUGCUGCUGAGGUGAAGGUCGACAUGACGCCCCUCGGCUUGGCGUGGACGCUGGAGCGCACACGAGUGGUCUGGAAUACGCGCAUCUGCGGGGUCAAGGCCGACUGGGAGGAGGGCCGUGGCGACUUGAUUGCAGGGAAGCAUUGGGGCGUCAACGGCAUGCCCGGCGGCUUGUGUUUUGAGUUUGUGGAAGGAUGA
Lasiodiplodia theobromae is the source of this 675-nucleotide messenger RNA. RefSeq lists its product as uncharacterized. Lineage: Eukaryota; Fungi; Ascomycota; Dothideomycetes; Botryosphaeriales; Botryosphaeriaceae. The record is from RefSeq and is a predicted model, not a curated record. The transcript is spliced from 2 exons. The coding region runs from base 1 to 675 and encodes 224 amino acids.